UUGAGUUCGAGACGACGACAAGAGACAAGCUGUGGUCGUGAAAUCGAAACCAGAGCCUUGGACUGUGUCUCUGCUCUGUGAUUCACUUGUCCAUUUUCGAUCUUUGAAGCUGAAUCUAGCGAUUCCUCUAUCUCAAGCUCCGACACUACUGUGCAAUAAAGACAGUAGCAGCAGCAGCAACACAUGAACUCGUGCAAAUCCAUUAUCCGUGCCUCAAUCUCUUCAUUUCCAUUCGUUCCUCUUCCAAACCCUAAUUCCUCUAUCACCUUUAUCCUCCCAGUUCGCGCCUUUCCUCCUCUCUCCGUCCUCCAUCCAAAUCCAUCAUGCAUUGGAACAGCUCGACGCACAUUUCAUGGAGUUGCGGCUCUUUCACCGGAAAGCUUAACGGAAGAUUCUCCCAAGGAUACUGUGAAGGACUUGCUAACAACCAAUCGUGGCGACGCGUCAAGCAUGAUGAAGAUGGAGCGGAGGUGUAGCUUAAGCGAUGGUGAAGGUGAUUGUAGAGGAUCUUGGUUUCCUUACGAGGAUAGGUUUAGGUGUGCUGAGGUGCAUCUUAGUAGCCGUGAGGUGUUGGAGGCGGUGACUCCUCAUAUGAUGGAAGAGAGGACAGAUAGGUUCAGGCGUGUGGUGGAGAAUCGAAGCUUCUCGGUGUGUCUUGUGGUUGAAGGUCUCUCUGAUUUUGGAAACAUUUCUGCUGCUUUCCGCUCCGCGGAUGCGUUAGGGAUUCAAUCUGUACAUGUUGUUUCCUGUGGCAGUUCCAAAAGGUAUAACGGAAAUCGCCAUGUGAGUAUGGGAGCUGAGAAAUGGCUGGACAUUGAGUUUUGGGACACACCUAAAGAAUGUUUCAAAGUUUUGAAGUCUCGGGGUUACAGAAUUGCCACAACUCAUUUGGGAAUGGACACGGUUUCCAUUUAUGAUAUGGACUGGUCAUGCCCAACAGCAAUAGUUGUUGGAAACGAGGGCAGGGGAAUAUGUGACGAAGCGUUGGAGUUAUCAGAUCUGCGUUGCAGUAUUCCGAUGAAUGGAAUGGUUGAUUCGUUCAAUGUCUCAGUGGCUGCAGGGAUUCUGAUGCACCACGCAGUCUCUGACAGAACCACUCGUCUGGGAAGUCAUGGAGAUCUGUCGGAAGCAGAGAAGGAGAUAUUGAUGGCUGAGUUCUCACUUCGUCACAGUAGAAGCUCAAUUAGCAUUGCUUACGAGUUCGCUAAACGUAAACAACACUCUUCUUCCUUCUAAUUUUGAAACAGUUCUCUUAUUCUUGCUGUUUUUUUUUCUUUUUUCUGUAAGAGUCCUACGACGCUGGCUUAAUGUACAAUUCCUCUUUAAUUAUCAAAGGGUUGUUGACUCA
Molecule: messenger RNA, 1348 nt
Organism: Arabidopsis lyrata subsp. lyrata
Lineage: Eukaryota; Viridiplantae; Streptophyta; Magnoliopsida; Brassicales; Brassicaceae
Product: tRNA (guanosine(18)-2'-O)-methyltransferase
Exons: 6
Coding region: 184-1236 (350 amino acids)
Biological process (GO): tRNA guanine ribose methylation
Molecular function (GO): RNA binding
Source: RefSeq, a predicted model, not a curated record